Metarhizium robertsii ARSEF 23 is the source of this 1842-nucleotide messenger RNA. RefSeq names its product arylsulfatase precursor. The coding region runs from base 1 to 1842 and encodes 613 amino acids. The transcript has 5 exons. Gene Ontology annotation, molecular function: arylsulfatase activity; glycosaminoglycan binding; N-acetylglucosamine-6-sulfatase activity. The record is from RefSeq and is a predicted model, not a curated record. NCBI's taxonomy places the organism in Eukaryota, Fungi, Ascomycota, Sordariomycetes, Hypocreales, Clavicipitaceae. Gene Ontology annotation, biological process: phenol-containing compound metabolic process.
AUGCCUCAACUUCUCCCAAACCGGAGGGCUGAGAAACACUCUCUUGCCACGGCUGGUCCUCAACCGACAACCCGACCGUCGCCUUCAUCGCCAGUAGUUCCAGGCACCCAAGGCAUCUGGAACAAGAUGGCAAUACCAUUGUUCUUGCUUGCGGCUCUAGCCCUCGCUUUCCGCAUGGCCAGCGGUACAAAUCACCAUCAAAAUGGCACUGCAAAGCCGAAUUUUAUCUUUAUUAUGACGGAUGAUCAAGAUCUGCACCUAAACUCCCUCGAAUAUCAGAACAUAGUCCAAAAGCAGCUGAUUGAAAAAGGCACCACAUUCAACAAACAUUUCUGCACUGUCGCAUUGUGUUGUCCGUCAAGGGUGUCUCUCCUUACGGGCAAGGCUGCUCACAACACCAAUGUUACCGAUGUGUCAUGGCCAUAUGGCGGAUACACGAAAUUUGCUAAACAGGGGCUCAAUGAGGCGUAUUUGCCCGUGUGGCUACAGAGCUACGGGUACAACACAUACUACACAGGAAAACUCAUGAAUCAGCACAGUACUCGCACGUACAACCAGCCCUUUGCCAAAGGAUGGACUCGUUCUGACUUCUUGCUUGACCCUGGAACGUAUAGCUAUCUUGAUGCCAUCAUGGCCCUAGACAAAAAUGAAUACAGGAGUAUAAAGGGCCAGUAUUCCACCGACGUCAUUGCGAAUAGGUCCCUGGAGUUCCUCGAUAAUGCCCUUGCUGCGGGCAAGCCUUUUUUCUUGGGUGUAACGCCUAUAGGUCCUCACGCCAACACGGGGUUUACGACACCGAUUCCUGCCGACCGACAUAAGCAUCUAUUUCCAAAUGUCUCGAUUCCCCGCUCUCCAAGCUUCAAUCCAAGUACACCCGGCCAUGUCAACUAUCUAAAGAAUCUUCCGCAAUUGACCUCUACACAAAUCCAAUACAGCGAUAAUUUUUAUCGCGCCCGGUUGCAGACACUACAGGCUGUCGAUGAGCUAGUUGGCGGCAUCAUUGAUGUGUUGGAGAAAGUCCCAGAAGUCCUUGCCAAUACAUACAUCAUCUACACCAGCGACAACGGCUACCACAUCGGACAGCAUAGAUUACCCCCCGGAAAGACGUGCAACAUCGAAGAGGACAUCAAUGUGCCCUUCAUCAUUCGCGGGCCCGGCAUUGCCGCAGGCAAAGAGGUCUCUUUCCCGACCUCCCACACCGACAUUGUCCCUACUUUGUUCAAACUCGCGGGGAUCCCUCUGCACGAAGACUUUGAUGGCGUCCCUAUCGCAGUUACGCCCGAAGACCAAAGGCGCCCGGUGCGCAAGAACGAGCACGUCAACAUUGAAUACUGGGGUCGGGGCUACCUCGAGGGCGAGGUAUUUGGCAACUUACAGGGGGCUUUUUCGAACAACACGUACAAGACUCUCCGUCUCGUCGGUGACAAGCACGACUUCAUGUACGGCGUCUGGUGUACCAACGAGCACCAGCUAUACGACAUGAAGACUGAUCCACACCAAAUGACGAAUUUGUAUGGAAGCGAGGAAGAGACUUCGGGAUACGACAUACCUGCCCUGUCUGCUCGUCUGGACGCCCUGCUGCUCACCCUCAAGAGCUGCAAGGGCAAAGUCUGUAGAGAGCCUUGGAAAACGCUAUUUCCUGAUCCCAAAGACAACGUCCGCUCGCUUGACGAUGCCAUGGAUACAAAGUAUGAUGAUUUCUUUUUCAAUCAACAGAAGAAGGUGACUUUUUCAGAAUGUGUAAAUGGGUACAUUACGGAAUAUGAGGGAGCGUUGGAGCCUGUGGGCUACGUGGACUGGGAUAGAUAUCUCUCUGAGAACAGGUGGGCUGAUGAGACUUGA